Messenger RNA from Chondrus crispus (carragheen), 1533 nucleotides. Its product is annotated as partial DNA helicase. Gene Ontology annotation, biological process: DNA repair; telomere maintenance. Gene Ontology annotation, molecular function: DNA helicase activity. Lineage: Eukaryota; Rhodophyta; Florideophyceae; Gigartinales; Gigartinaceae. The coding region runs from base 1 to 1533 and encodes 510 amino acids. The transcript has 2 exons. The record is from RefSeq and is a predicted model, not a curated record.
AUGUUUCUCACCGAUAUUCGCAAUCGUGCACGCGGACAACCCAUUCGAAGACAGCAGCUUCGCGAUGAUCACCACGCCACAUCUUACGUGCUUCGAGAGGUGCAGGAGGCCCUGCUGACCGUGCGUUCCGACUGGACGCUCGCAAACUUCGGACUCCCACUGCCCGAUGACAUCCUUCCCGCUUUGGAACAGCAAAACGAGAUCGAGACCCACGAAGCAAGAGCGCAGCAGUGGGAAGAGCGACUACAGACGUCGUUGCCGCUGUUGAACACAAAUCAACGCCAUGCCUUUGACGAAAUAGUGGGCUCCAUGCUUCCAGGCGUAUCCGUCUCUGCAUUGCUUCAAGGAUCCUCAAGCGCCGUGGCGGGACCUUCUAUGCCGACAAGAAGUGGUCGUCUCUUCUUCCUCGAUGCUCCUGGCGGAACAGGCAAAACAUUCGUGCUCAGCGCCAUUCAAGACUUCCUUCGUACGCGCCGUAAGCAAGUCAUCGCUGUCGCUACGUCUGCUGUUGCUGCUGUGUUGCUCGACGGUGGAGGCACCGCUCAUUCCGUGUUCAAGGUUCCCAUUCCUGUAUCUGCCGAAAGCACGUGCAGCUUCUCCGCAAACUCCGACACUGGUCGUACACUGCAACAAGUCGAUCUCAUCAUAUGGGACGAGAUCGUCAUGUGCCAUCGACAUUGCAUUGAGACUGUAGAUCGCUCCCCUCGCGACUUGAUGCAAACCGACCGGCCCUUCGGAGGAAAGUUCUUCGUGCUCGCUGGAGACUUUAGACAAAUCCUUCCCGUCGUUCCGGGCGGGUCCCGAGGUCAAAUCUCCGUUGCGUUCAAGCAUACCAUCCGCAAUUUAUGCCUCAAGGUCUUCCAAGGGGUUCGAGACAAUCACGCCGACCCUGCCUGGCUCACUAAGCGCGUUAUACUCACCACAAAGAACAGGCCGCUCGACGAAGUCAACGAGGUCAUCGGCAACAUGAUUCCGGGACCGUGUCGAACUUAUUUGAUCGCAGACAAGGUCGAGAACGAAGACACCAACGCGCUAAUCUAUCCCACAGAAAUGCUCAACACCUUGACCGCCGGAUCUGCUCUACCAGACCACAAGCUCAAGCUCAAGAAAGGCUUCAUCGUCAUGCUUCUGCGCAAUCUCGAUCCCGCUACCGGUCACGUCAACGGCGCGCGAUAUGUCAUCGAGAACAUGACCAAAAACCUGCUCUUUUUACGCGUUACCACCGGGUCACACCAAGGCAACAGACUGUUUCUUCCUCGAAUGCCCUGCGGACCAGGAGACGACAACUUUCCCAUCCCUGGCUUCACCCGAACGCAGUUCCCCAUUCGCACGUGCUUCGCCCUUACAACGAACAAAGCGCAAGGCCAAUCCUUCGGUGGCCGCAUUGGUCUCGACUUGCGAGAUUACUGCUUCUCGCACGGUCAACUCUACGUCGCACUAUCAAGGACUACUCACCCAGGGAACGUCACUGUCCUCACUCGAGAGUCCAAUGAAACAACGCGAAACAUAGUGUACCCCGAGGUCCUUCAGUAG